This is a messenger RNA of Tetrapisispora phaffii CBS 4417, 1746 nucleotides long. RefSeq names its product Psp2p (gene PSP2). The transcript has a single exon. The record is from RefSeq and is a predicted model, not a curated record. Bases 1 to 1746 code for a protein of 581 amino acids. NCBI's taxonomy places the organism in Eukaryota, Fungi, Ascomycota, Saccharomycetes, Saccharomycetales, Saccharomycetaceae.
AUGACAACUAACAAUUCUACCAUGAAGAAAAUGUCUCUCGAGGAAUUCCUGGGUAACGAUACCCUUAGCGACACUCUAUGGGACGAAGACGACAUCAACCUGGAUGCCAUUAGUAGCACAACCAACAUCGAUCUAUUGAAAAAAUCAAGCGGCAAUAGCCACCAUGUGAACAAGAGUGCUUCAGGGCCUCCCUAUAUUGUCAAAUUCUCGAACUUAUCUUCAGAUUUCUCUGAUUUUGAAAUGAAAGAUUUGUUCAAUUCUAAAUUCACAAAUUUUAUUAAAUUUAAAAUGUUUUGGGUUUUAAAUCCAAACCCAACAAUGGCAGAUAUUCAAAAUCCAAACAAAUUCUAUGAAUACUUCAAAUUAUCUUCUAAGGUAUGCUUCGUAGAGUUAUAUUCCGUUAGAGAUAUGGAUAAAAUAUUGAAAGGUUGGUAUGAUCCUUUGAAAGAAAUUUAUAACAUCAUCGUGUCUCCAGCCGAUUUCGUUGAUUUCAAGAACUAUAUGGACCGAACUGAAUCUGUCAAAUCCUUCAAAAUACCCUCCCCUGAAGCACCAUUGCCUAAAAAUAUGAUUCAGAAUUCUCACGAUAAUCAACCAAAAGAGAGGAGAAAAAGCAACCCAUUUGGAGCUGCAAAACCAGUAGAUACACAAUCAAAAAUUUUGAAAUUAGAAGAACAAAUCGCAACGUUGCACGUAGAAGACACAACUACUUUAAGAAGAUUCUCUAAUACCAUGAACAAUUUAAACUCAAAACAUGCAACUAAAGUAAAAAUUUUGAAGAAUGAAAAUAACGAUAUUACUACUUCAGACAAUAUUCGUUCUUUGGCGACUGCUACGAUAACUACAAAGGAAUCCUUAUUACCAACAAAUACACACGUAAAUACCACUAUUCCAGUUACAAAAACUUUAAAUUAUUCGCACAUUGUUAAAAAAGAAACUCAACAAGCAGAAAAGGCUAAAGUAAAUGCUAACGAUAACACUAAAUUUAACGAAUCUGAAAGUGCUCUGGAAGAUGAGGAAGAUAAUGGAGAAGGUAUGCAUGGAUCUGAUGAAGUCAAGGCUAAUGACCGUGAUAACAAGAACACCAAUAAAAAUAAGGACAGAUUGGUUACUGAAAAUGUUGAAGAAUUGAAGGAUUUAUCAAAGGAAGAAAAUGAUGUCGAAGAACAUAAAAGUGACGUGAAAGAUCAAUCAGAAAAUUACAACUAUAAGAGAGAAGGUAAUUACAAGAGUAAUAGAGGAAACUACACUGGUAGAGGAGGCAAUAGAGGCAAUAUUAGAGGCGGAUCUAGAGGCAGAGGUAAUAAUAACUAUGGAAACAGAUCAAAUAACAGCAAUGGUAAUUAUACUGGGAAACCAAAUAAUUCACAACCAGAAGAACGCUAUUCUUUAUUCAGGCCAGCUGCAGGUUUUCUGCAUUCGAGCAAUUCUGGUAAUGAUGAAGAGUCAUUCAAUCGUACUUCAAAAUACAACAACAAUAAUACUAAUUCCACUAGUUCCAAUAGUUCCAAUAGGAAUGGCUCCUAUGGCUACUCAAAUACAAGCAGAGGUAGAGGUAACUAUACAAACAAUAGGAGAUUUACUAAUCAAAGAGGCUCUUCUCGUGGUAACGGACACAGAGGCGGAAGUGGUUCCUGUCGUGGUGGUAACGGCCCUCAUCGUGGUAGAUUUCAUGAUACAGGUCGUAACCACGAAGGAAACGAAAAUUCAGAAUCUACUGAAUCACACACCAAUGUAGCUGAAUAA